AUGUCGAAGCAGCUUCUCUCACCAUUACCACUUCUACUGAUCUUCCUCUGCUGCCCCACAGUUUUUGCUCAAUCUCCAGCACAAGCUCCAGUUGCUCAGCCUCCACCACAAGCCCCAAUUGCUCAGCCUCCAGGACAAGCUCCGCUUGCUCAGACUUUGGUACCAGCUCCAGUAAAACCAUCAGGUCCAACCAACAUCACUGCAAUCCUUGAAAAGGCUGGUCACUUUGUUACAUUGAUUCGGCUACUAAAGAGCACCCAACUGGAUACCGAAAUUUACAAAAAGCUCAACAAUUCAAAACAAAGCCUAACUGUGUUUGCCCCAACUGACAAUGCCUUUGGUAACCUCAAAACAGGUGCUCUAAACUCGUACAACGAUCAGCAAAAGUUUCAGCUGGUAAAAUUCCAUUUCAUCUCUUCUUUCCUUUCUGUCCCUGCAUUCCAAACUGUGAGCAAUCCAGUGAGCACAGAGGCCGGUAGUAAUGCACUGUACCCACUAAAUAUAACCACGGUGGGGAGUCAGGUGAACAUAUCAACUGGUAUCGUUAACACAACAAUAUCCGCCACAAUUUAUUCUGAUAACCAGCUAGCGGUAUAUCAGGUGGAUCAGGUGCUCCUUCCAUUAUCUUUUUUUGUAACUCCGUCUCCAUCGCCAGCUCCUGCACCAUCAAAGCCCGAGAAAGAGGCCGCAGCUCCUUCAGGUUCAGAGUCAGUACCCACUACUGAUGAUGCUGCUGUUAAAGCUUCUGGCGCAAUGCGCAUGAUUCAUCAUCCACUCAAUGCAAUGUCCAUUACAGGUUUCCUUUUUGCAGCGCUCUCUAUGUGUUUGAGUUGAGAGUUGGUUGAUGUUGAUUGUGUUCUAUAUACCAGUGCUAUCAUGUUUUCACUUAAAUCAAAUAUUUCCUUUUGAGUAAACUCUCUCCCUCACACUGUCUCUCUUUCCAAAACCAGAGUAGUUGGGUUGGCUAAGCUAUAAUGGUGGGCAUGCUUCCAUUCAUGUUGCGCAAAACUCCACAUAGCUUUGUCCAGUUGCUAUCACAGUAGUAGUAGCAUGAAGGAUGUGAGUUGAGGGGCAGCCACAACAUAAGGCUAUUGCCGCCUACAUGCCUGAUGGGAUCCAGUCAAUGAUCAAAAAGACUUUGUCAAUUGACGACUGAAUUAUUCCAGAUCUAGAUCCUAUGGAAAUUUUGAAGAGAAAAUGUUGCUUACUCCCUGUAAAAUGAAGGACCUUUCCAACAUAACGGAGAUACAAUAUUUCAAAUUAGUGCAUCAGAACUCACAAUAAUUAUCCAAUUGCGCAUGAUCCCUACCUUUAUUUCACAGACAAAACUUAAACUAAAUGAGCCAAUUACAAAUCCAUAAAAUAUCACAAAUCUCAGCAUUUUCCUAUAUGUACCUAUACAACACAAGUCCCAGCUAAUAUUUUUGAGCAUGUGUAGUCUCAUGUCCAACUAAAAGACCAAAAUACCCAUCAUUAUACCAGGGUAAUGCAAACACAGACCAACAUAAAUCCCCUCCAAGUUCAACGAUGGCCUUAAAUCAUUAAAUUUCUUUUAUGAUAUUGGUUUGCCCCCAAACACUGACCUCAGCUCCAGCUUCCUCGCCAUUGGCAACAUAGCUCACUAUAUCAUGCUCAAAGCCGCCGAGCAAGACUUCAAGAAAGCAGUGAUCAGUGAGGUGAUUGAUUGCUAUACAACUGUUCUUCAGUGGGAAUUAGGUUGUAUUAAUUCCAUUAGUCCAAAAUUGGACAAAAUUUUGGGAGUGAAGUGUCCAGGAUGAUGGUGUUUGUCGGUUUUUUUUAAAAUUUUUAUUUUUAAAGUAGUGUUUGUUGGGGGUUUUGAUCCAUUGAAACACUGGCAAAGAAGAUAUCUGUUAAAAUUCAAUGUAUAAAGAGAAUUGUAUAGAGAAUGAAUGAUGUAUUAUUGAUUGAUGUUUAGAUAUGUUACAAUGAUUCCUAUAUAUAGAAGAGUAGGUGGUAGUAGGUGGUAGGUGG
Camellia sinensis is the source of this 1992-nucleotide messenger RNA. NCBI's taxonomy places the organism in Eukaryota, Viridiplantae, Streptophyta, Magnoliopsida, Ericales, Theaceae. The record is from RefSeq and is a predicted model, not a curated record.